Molecule: messenger RNA, 2643 nt
Organism: Guillardia theta CCMP2712
Lineage: Eukaryota; Cryptophyceae; Pyrenomonadales; Geminigeraceae
Exons: 34
Coding region: 1-2643 (880 amino acids)
Source: RefSeq, a predicted model, not a curated record
AUGACCAGAGAGUCAGCGACAGCUGGCAGUAGCAUGACGAUGAAGAGUGCUGACCUGGAGCCUCCCUACAUGCUCUCACCUAGCAGGGGGGCAAGGAUCCUUGCGGAUGGCAGGACUGCCAUCAGCGAGCUAGACAGGAGCACAGUACAGGCGAGCAAACGAAUCGGCGUUGCAGGAGCAUCGUCACUGGUUUUCUUCGAGGUGACAGUGAUCAGGAGCAAGGGAUGUAUCGUCGUAGGAUUGGCGAGGUACAGCCCGACAAACGCGCAAGGGUGGCUCUUUCAUAGCAAGUCGAUCUCGUACGGGGCAGUGGCCGGUGACGUCAUCAUCUGUGGUGUGCGAACUAUCCAUGGGGGGUCGGCAGAGAUCUUCUUCAGUCGCAACGGGGUCCAGGAGGCGUCAGUACGGGACACAGAAGUUAUCAAUCAGUUGACCAGCUCGACGGAGUCUUCCUUUCUAUCUCCGACGGAGAAGUCGUCGUCAUCGAGACAUCCGAUGAUGUGCAAGGUAGUCGAGCUGCGCAGAGCAGAACGUCCCGAGUCGAUCACGGUGGACUUGUCUGCACACCAUCAGUUGCCAUCGACUCAGGUGGACCUGCCAGUAUGGCAGAAGUCUUGGAUGAUGCAGCCUGUAGGAAUAGGAGGCUCCCUCUACCUUGGAGAGUACAAGGCGGAGGUCUCGGUCAACCAUGAUGUCAUGACGGCUGAUUUCAAGUCAAGCAUGGACGCGUCUCCCAACCAUGCAGCAGAAUCAGCCGUGUUUGUGGCGGAGAAGGCAAACAAGGACGAGGAGGAGCCCUGUGGCGUCGAUGUCUACGUGGGGCUCUUUGAGGGGACCUUGUCGACUGUUGGGGGAUGGCCCGGGAUCCGACCCAACUCGUACUCUCUCCGGGGGAGGGACGGUGUGCUGCACUUCAACGACGGGGUGGAGGAAGGGACGACGAAGAUGGAAGAUCGAAGCAAGGAGGGCACGAGAUGGACGUUCGCAGCUGGGGACAUCGUGGGCUGUGGAGUGAUCAGGUCGACAGGGCAGGUGCAGCGAGUCUGUGUUGCUGUGGGAGUUAAGUUUCCUUCUUGCCGUGCAGCUCUUUUUCACCAAGAAUGGCACAUGGUCUUUCCGGCUCUCUCCCUUGCUAUUCUCCAUCCCCAACCAUUCCUUCAGAUUCGCUUCCUCCUCGACACUCCCUUGAAGCCUAAUGCGCAACUCACCCCAGCAUGUGCCCUUCGGACGUCGGGUGUCGUUGCGUUCAACGUGGGGCAGAGGAGGUUCUGCUUCGAUUUCGCUCCUCUCACUGCGCUGGUGUCUUCGGGCAAGAUAACCAACUCCUCCUCCUCCCCUACUGGUUCAGAUGGCAAGAACCCAGACAGCCGUCUGUCUCCUCGUGGAGCUGGUGAAGGGUUGAGGUCGGUGACUGAUCGCAAGAUGUGCAUCAAGUGCUUUGAGAAGACUUCGGGUCACUUUGCAAUGUCGCUAUGGAAGUCUUACACUCAGUCGAAGCAGAUGUUCAAGGACGGGGAGCAAGAAGGCAGAGGCGCUGUGCAGGAGGGCGACACAAGUUUGCUGUCAUCGAUCAGGCCUGACGACGACGGAGCAAACGAGUCUCAGCAGACAAGACGCAACUUAUUCUCCAUGACAAGUGACAAGGGCAACAACAGCAGUGGCGUGAGCGUUUUUCUCACCUCAGGGUUCAACAGACUUGAGGACAGUCUGUUGAGAUUGGAUCAAUCUCGACAGAGGAACGGCAAAGGUGAGGAUUUACAGCAGAGAACCAGCGCUGUAAGCUCUGCCGUCAACAACAACCAGGAGGAGGAAGAGAACGAGGAGGAAAGGGGGGAGGAGGAGGCUUCCUUCAACAUCCCAGACAGAUCAUCUGACUUGUCUGUGGAGAGGAUCGUCGAGGAGAAAGAUCGCAAGUUGAAGCAGGUAGAAGACGCUCUUGACAAGUCUGCAAGGAUAGCCUACCAGGAGAGGACUCUCCGGAUGCAGCUGGAGUUGGAGGUCAAAGAGCUGAGAGAGCAAUUGUACUUGACUUGUGGUCCUGAUCCCUCCAGACGUCAAAUCGACAAGGCCGACGACGAGGAGAUUGCGAGGGUUGACAUGUGCACCAUCUCUCGAAACUUUGACACGUCGCUGGAGGAAGUGAAGGAAAGCAACCGAAUACUUUCAGAGAGGAUUUCUUUCCUCGAGGCCGAGAACCAAGAGCUAAAGAACAACCUCAAAGACCUUCACACGAGCGAGACCGACUCUCCCACCAUCCUUCGUCCCACCAGGCACCCCCAAGGCCCGUUGGACAAGACCUCUAUCAAGCGAUGGAGCAAACCUUUCACAGUCUCCUUGACUAGACAGCCGCCCACCAAACCUUCCGUUGAGUCUCUCAACAAGACCGUGACAGCGGGGCAGCCGGACAAGUGCGGAGUCGGGGUGAUGCUGAUAGUGAACCCGGCGACCAACGUUGUCAAUGUGACCUCCGUCGUUCCCGGAGACGUCCUGAUGGCGGUUGACGGACAUUCGCUGAGGCCCGACCUGAGGCCGAAGCUGGACGACGUAGUGAAGAAGAUCGUCGGAGGGCCAGGGACAGUUGUCAACCUGACCCUCUCUCGACCUGAGACAACUGAGGUGCUUGCUCUUGCGAGGUCUGCUUGA